AAUUAUUAAAGUUGUUGUAGUUUUAUAAAGUAAGAGUUAUAAUUAAUCAUGGUGCACUUGAGCUUGAAAAACUUCGGCCGUGUUGCUAAAUCAUCAAGGUUCAGUUUCUCUUAUCUGAUAUUCUCAUUCCUUAGGCACAUGUUCAUAAUCCCCGUUAACUCUUACACCCUUGUAUUAGUCCCCGAAGCAAAAACCAACCAUGGUUCAUUAGAUUCCUCAAAGAGUGACAAAACAAUAUUUGAUGUUGUUUUCUUCGGUGCACUGGUUUCUGCUUUCAUUUUGGUCCCUGUUGUUUUCUUCUUGUGUAAUUGGUUCUGGCAAAUAGGUAAUAGAACCAAGCGCAAGACAGAGGUGGAGAUGCUCUCUGAAGAGAUAAGCAAUAAAAGUAGAUCAAUGAAGCCUUCAGAUACGUGCCGUUACUUUUCAAUCAAUGAGAUAAGAGCAGCCACUAUAAACUUCGAUGAUAUUUUCGUUGUUGGAGUUGGUGGUUUUGGAAAAGUGUACACAGGAUACAUUGAUGAUGGAACCACACCUGUGGCAAUCAAACGCUUCAUACCAAAUCGUGGACAAGGAGUUCAAGAGUUCAUAACAGAGGUUGAGAUGUUGUCUCAGCUUAAACACCCUCAUUUGGUUUCUCUAAUAGGUUUUUGUAACGAUGAAGAUGAUAUGAUUAUUGUUUACGAUUUCAUGGCUAAUGGAACCUUACGUGACCAUCUAUAUGGCUCUUCAAACACACCUUAUCUUUCUUGGAAGCAAAGGCUUGAGAUUUGCAUUGGGGCAGGGCUUGGAUUGCAGUAUCUCCAUAAUGGUGCCAAGUACAGCAUAAUCCAUCGAGAUGUGAAGACUUCAAACAUUUUGUUGGAUGAGAAAUGGGUGGCUAAGAUUUCAGAUUUCGGGUUGUCCAAAAUUGGACCCAAUGGGAUAUCAAAGUUCCAUGUUACCACACAGGUUAAGGGUAGCCUUGGAUAUUUGGACCCUGAAUAUUCAAAGACUAAAAGGUUGACUCACAAGUCUGAUGUGUACUCUUUUGGUGUGGUGUUGCUUGAGGUAUUGUGUGGUAGGCCACCUUUGAUGCGUAAAGUGGAGGGAAUACAGAGAAGUCUUGUGGAGUGGGCCCGAGCAUGCCACAGUGAGGGACCACAAGCCUUGGACCAAAUGAUUGAUCCAUUUAUUAGAGGAAAGAGUGUGCCAGAUUGUUUGUAUAAGUUCGUUGAGAUGGCACUCAAUUGUGUUGUUCAUGAUGGAAAUCAACGGCCAUCGAUGAGCGAUGUGGUAGAGGGACUUCAGCAUGUUUUGCAGCUACAAUACAAGAGUGCAUGGAAGAAGAUCCAAGGCUCGAAGGGACCCAUUAAUGACCAAAGAUUUCUAUAUAGCUUGAGAAGAAAAAUGAUAUUGAAUUGCAGGUGUUGAUCUUUGAGUUACUUAGAAGAUCUACAAGACCUUUGAGCCAAGCAGUGAUGACUAGUACAAAGUAUUUUGUUUUUAUGCAAACACAAAUGAUGACUUCUAAAAUUUCAACAAGAAGAAAAGCGAAAACAGCAUUUGCAUAACUAUAUCAGAAGCUGGGGUUUGUGAUACAAUGGCAAGCCAUAAUGGUUUCAAUGACUGAAAAUUGCUUGUUACUAUGCUUUCUAGGGUGGUGUGCAAGCUUGUGAAGU
Molecule: messenger RNA, 1658 nt
Organism: Gastrolobium bilobum
Lineage: Eukaryota; Viridiplantae; Streptophyta; Magnoliopsida; Fabales; Fabaceae
Product: receptor-like protein kinase FERONIA
Exons: 3
Coding region: 49-1410 (453 amino acids)
Biological process (GO): protein autophosphorylation
Cellular component (GO): plasmodesma; plasma membrane
Molecular function (GO): transmembrane receptor protein tyrosine kinase activity; ATP binding
Source: RefSeq, a predicted model, not a curated record